AUGCCGAGCGACGGCGCGUUGACGUCGUUCUGGCUCGUCUUCGUCCUGUGCAGCGCGCUGUCGAGCGCGCGCUCGGACGGGGGCUCGGUGGAUGGCGAUUCGAAGGGACCGCUCGCGCGCGUUCGCGCCCUUCUUCGCCGCGUCGUCGCUCGAGGGAAGGUGGAGGACGCGACGGCGAACGACCUCGCGUGGUUCUCAAAUCUCACGGUUCCGCACCGGUGGUUCACGCACUUUUACGUCGUCGGGUGCGCGGUGAACGCGCGGGCGCUGGCGGACGCGCUCGGAGACGGCGGCGCGCGGGCGCGGGCGCGUUCGUUAGACGUCGCGGCCGCGAUCGUCGUCUUGGUGCUUUUCCAGGCGCACCUCGUUCGACGAUUGUGUGAGAGCGCGUUGGUGGCGAAACAUCGCCCGGAGGCGACGAUGCACGCGGGCGCGUACGCGCUCGGGUUGACGUAUUACUCGGCGGCGACGAGGAGUUUAGCGGGCGCGGCGCUCGGCGUGGGCUCGACCGCAUCGGCCGCGGUCGCGGUCGCGCCAUCGCGCGUCUACAUCGUGUACGGGUUCGCCCUCAUCGGCGUCGCUCUCUUUGCGGUGGGGAAUUAUCGCCAGAAUGAGUGUCACCGAAUAUUAGCGCGCGCGCGUCGAGCGGGUUCGGACGCGCGCGCGUACGUCAUCCCACGAGGCGGUUGGUUCGAGCGCUUUUCGUGCGCCCACUUCACAGCCGAGGUCGUGAUAUAUUUCGGUCUCAUCCUCAUCGUCGUCCCGAGCGACAUCGCGCUCGGUAAGUGGUCCGCGGCCGCCCUCGCCGCGGGUUCGGGCGGCGCGCUCGCCCCGGUCGCCCUGUGCGCCGCCGUCGUCGCCAACCUCACCGUCGCCGCGCGCGAUCAUCACGCGUGGUACCUCAAAAGAUUCCACGACGCGUACCCAAAAAACAGAACCGCCAUCUUCCCUAGAAUAGCCCCGCGCGCUCCUCCGCUGUAA
Messenger RNA from Ostreococcus tauri, 981 nucleotides. RefSeq names its product 3-oxo-5-alpha-steroid 4-dehydrogenase,C-terminal. Gene Ontology annotation, biological process: polyprenol catabolic process; dolichol-linked oligosaccharide biosynthetic process. The record is from RefSeq and is a predicted model, not a curated record. NCBI's taxonomy places the organism in Eukaryota, Viridiplantae, Chlorophyta, Mamiellophyceae, Mamiellales, Bathycoccaceae. Gene Ontology annotation, molecular function: 3-oxo-5-alpha-steroid 4-dehydrogenase activity. Gene Ontology annotation, cellular component: endoplasmic reticulum. Bases 1 to 981 code for a protein of 326 amino acids. The transcript has a single exon.